Myripristis murdjan (pinecone soldierfish) is the source of this 5086-nucleotide messenger RNA. RefSeq names its product putative hexokinase HKDC1. The coding region runs from base 942 to 3785 and encodes 947 amino acids. Gene Ontology annotation, cellular component: cytosol; mitochondrion. NCBI's taxonomy places the organism in Eukaryota, Metazoa, Chordata, Actinopteri, Holocentriformes, Holocentridae. Gene Ontology annotation, biological process: glucose 6-phosphate metabolic process; carbohydrate phosphorylation; intracellular glucose homeostasis. The transcript has 21 exons. The record is from RefSeq and is a predicted model, not a curated record. Gene Ontology annotation, molecular function: fructokinase activity; glucokinase activity; ATP binding.
AUACAGCAUGAAGGCUGGUAGCAGGUUCAAUUGUGUGUGCCCACUUUUUUGCACACUAUGUUGACUGAUAAAAAGUAGCAUAUUGUGUAUAUUCACAGGUGAAACUGCCAGUAAAUACAAAAUGUUAAGUUGGCUGAAGCUGAUAUUUAGUGCACCCCUUUAAGAAACCAAGCUCAACUAAUCUAGACUCUACUGUGGCAUUCCACUUGCCAGGGAUUAGCUCCACAAUCCAUUCACAUUAAAAAAACAGCACUCUACUACUACUGUAACUCUCAGCAACAGGUCCUCUUCAGCUACAGACGAGGACUCGAAUAGGGUCAGAGCCCUGUGUCUGGUGAGAAAAGAGCACAGGUUGUGUCAUAUGACUAGGUUCAAGGGUGAGACUUUGGUCCUGUGAGAGAGGGAGUGACCUUUGGGGAAGGAUUUCCAAGAGAGACCCAAACAGAGUGUCUGGGUCUGUGUAUGUUGGUAAGCUCAGGUCAGGAGUUUAGACAGGAAAAGGGACAGGACUGAGCUAUUACUGAGGAGGAGGGAAAGAAAGGGAGAAAGGGGUUUGGCUUGUUUGUUAAUCAUUGAAUCAAAGCAAGGUUUAGUCACGGCUCAGACUCUAGACUCAGCCAGUUGAUGAGAAGAAAACAGGAGUCACUUCCAGAGAGAGGGGACAUCUGCAGACAGGGAAAAUUACCAGGAUUUACAUGCACAGCUUCAGCAAGAAACAAGUAUUGGGGCAUUGAUAAAUUGGAUUUUUUUCCUCUAAUCUGCAUUUCCAUAUGUGUACAAGGAGAGGGAGGACAUUUCAAACCCCAGACUGAGGACAUUUUCAUCAACGUUUUAUUGCUCUGUGUGUCUGUGUGUGUAUUUAUGUACUUGUGCACUGGAUUUAUAAAGCGGCACUUAAAUUAGAAAAAAAGAGAACUUGCACAGCGGUGUCAUAUGUUAAGAUGUUCGCUGUACAUCUUUUUUCCUUCUACUUCUCCAAACUCCAAGAGGACCCCACUAAGAAGGUGGACAGGUUCCUCUACGCCAUGCGUCUCCAUGACGACCAACUAAGGGACAUCUCAGCUCGUUUCCAAGCUGAAAUGAAGAAGGGGCUUUCAGCGGAGAGUAAUGCCGCAGCAACACUGAAAAUGCUGCCAACACAUGUGUGCUCUACACCUGAUGGAUCAGAGAAUGGAGAGUUUCUGGCAGUGGAUCUGGGAGGCUCCAAGUUUAAGGUGCUCCAAGUUAAAGUGAGAAAGGAGGCGGGGAGGGUGAGAAGAAGUGUGGAAAUGCAGGAGCAGACCUACCCGCUUCCUAAGGAGCUGCUGAUUGGGAGAGGAGUUGAGUUAUUUGACCAUGUGUCAGAGUGUCUAAAGGACUUCCUCCUUCAGAAGAAAAUCAGCUUGGAGAAGAAACAUCCGCUGGGCUUCACCUUCUCGUUCCCCUGUCAGCAGACUGCUUUGAACCAGGGAUUGUUGCUAAAUUGGAGUAAAAACUACUGGGCGCGAGGCCUUCAGGGGAAAGACAUGGUCAACACCCUUAGACAGGCUAUCAGCAGGGCUGGGGGUAUGGAUGUAGACGUGUUAGCCCUGGUUAAUGAUACCGUGGGAACCAUGAUGACCUGCGGUUUUGACGACCAGCACUGUGAGGUCGGCCUCAUCAUUGGCACAGGCACCAACGCGUGCUACAUGGAAGAGCUGCGUCACAUUGACCUGGUGGAGGGAGACGAGGGCCGGAUGUGUGUAAACACUGAGUGGGGGGCCUUCGGAGAUGAUGGGGCAUUGGAUGAUUACCUCACUGAGUUUGACAGGGACAUUGACGCAGCGUCCAUCAACCCUGGGAAACAAUGCUUGGAGAAGAUGGUGAGCGGGCUGUAUCUGGGUGAGCUGGUGAGGCUGGUUGUAUUAAAGAUGACUAAACUAGGACUGCUGUUUGAUGGAAGGGUCACUGAUGCAUUGAGGACCAAAGGGAAAAUCACCACAGCGCAUGUAGCAGCUAUGGAACAGUACAAAGACGGUCUUAAGAACACCAGAGACAUUCUUCUUGACCUCAGUUUGAAUCCGUCGCCUGAUGACUGCAUUGCUGUUCAACAUGUCUGCACCGUGGUCUCCUUCAGGUCCUCAAACCUGGUGGCUGCAGGGCUGGCUGCCAUCCUGACUCGAAUCAGACAAAACAGGAAGUUGAAGACAUUAAGGAUCACCGUGGGAGUGGAUGGAACUGUGUACAAGACACAUCCACAGUAUGCCAAACGUCUCCAUAAGGUGGUGCGUCGUUUGGUUCCUGACUGUCAUGUCCGAUUUGUUCUGUCAGAGAGUGGCAGCAGCAAAGGGGCUGCCAUGGUGACAGCAGUUGCCCAGCGGGUGACAGCGCGGAGACACCAGGUAGAUGAGUCGCUGUCGUCCUUCAGACUGAGCAGAGACCAGCUCAGAUCGGUCAAGGCCCGGAUGAGGGCGGGACUAGAAGCAGGCCUAAAGAGUAAUAGCCACUCCCCAGUAAAGAUGCUGCCUUCUUACGUUUUCCGUACCCCUGACGGCACAGAGUGUGGAAAAUACUUAGCCUUGGAUCUGGGAGGAACCAACUUCAGAGUUCUGCUGGUGAAGAUCCGUAGUGGUCUGCGUCGCUCUGUACGACUGUACAACAAACUCUACCCCAUUCCUCUGGAGAUAAUGCAAGGAACAGGAGAAGAGCUGUUUGAUCAUAUAGUGCAUUGUAUAAGUGACUUCCUGGACUACGUGGGGAUGAAGAAAGCACGUCUUCCUCUGGGCUUCACCUUCUCUUUCCCUUGCCUGCAGGCUGCCAUCAAUGUGGGCACUUUGGUUAGCUGGACCAAAGGCUUCAAGGCUACAGACUGUGAAGGAAAUGAUGUUGUUGACAUGCUGAGAGAGGCCAUCAAGAGACGCAACGAGUUUGACGUGGACAUAGUAGCAAUCGUCAAUGACACAGUUGGGACCAUGAUGAGCUGUGCUUACGAAGACCCACAGUGUGAAAUUGGACUGAUAGCUGGGACAGGCAGUAAUGUCUGCUACAUGGAGGAACUGAGGAACAUCGAGAAGGUUAAAAUGGAGGAAGGAGAACCGGAGAGAAAACAGGACAGUGAUGGGGAGGAUAAGACAGAUGAUGGGAUGGAUAGAGAGGCCAAGAAUGGGCUUGGAGAGAUGCAGAGGAUGUGUAUAAACACAGAGUGGGGGGGUUUGGGUGAGGAUGGCUGUCUGGAUGACAUCAUCACGGAGUACGACAACGCAGUGGACCGAGAGUCAAUCAACCACGGGAGACAAAGGUUUGAAAAGCUGACCAGUGGGCUGUAUUUAGGAGAAGUUGUCCGUCAGGUCCUCCUAGAUUUAACCAGAAGAGGUUUGCUGUUCAAAGGACGUGUCACCGAAGCUUUAAAAACACCUGGAAUAUUUGAGACCAAAUACCUAUCACAAAUAGAGAGUGACCGCCUGGCUCUACUGCAGGUGAGAUCCAUCCUUCAACACCUGGGGCUGGACAGCACCUGUGAUGAUAGCAUCAUCGUCAAAGAGGUAUGUGGAGCUGUAUCACGUCGCGCGGCUCAGCUGUGUGGGGCAGGAAUGGCGGCUGUGGUGGAUAAAAUCAGAGAGAACCGUGGCCUGGACCAGCUGAACAUCACUGUAGGGGUGGACGGGACUCUCUACAAACUCCAUCCACAUUUCUCCACAGUCCUGCAGGAGACAGUGGUGGCGCUGGCGCCUCAGUGUUAUGUGACUUACCUCCUGUCAGAGGAGGGUAGUGGGAGAGGUGCCGCCCUCAUCACAGCCGUGGCCAGACGGGACCAGGUUGAGAUGUAACUACCCACCACUGAGAAGCUGACGUGUAAUUAGUUUACCAAAAUGAUGUUUAUUGUUACUCUGUGAAAUGCAGAUAUUAAGGCAAUAAACAAACACCAGAUUGUAUUUAAAGUAAUUUUAUUUACAAAACUACCACAGAACCUAUCUAUCAACUGAUGGAGAUGAACUUCAAAGGAGUGAACUCUUGUGUUCCUAGACUCAAGAUCAUAUUGAUGUCAGCUGAUGUCAAAGCAGGUGUUUCUGUCAGCUGCUAAAGGCAAAACACCUGCUUUCACCUCACUGACUGGAGUGUGAAGAAGUGCAGAAGUGCAAUAUGCUUGAAUGUUUCUGCCCAUACUGAGCAGUACAGUACCAAUUAGCUGCCUUAUAUGUGUAUCUGCCUAAUCUUGAUUUACUAUACUCCAGGGAAAAUAGGAAAUGCCUUAUUCUGGCCUUUGCAUUGAAAACACUUCCUUUGAGAUUUGGGGUUGACUCCGCCUUAGUGAUGCAUCAUAGCUUAUUCUGUAACUGUCUGACCACAUAAAUUUCAACAUCAACCAACCAGUAUGGCCAAAAUGAAUCCGAAAUUUCAAACAGAGGCCAGUGAGAAGUGGAAGCUCUCUGAUUAUCAGUCACUGAGUCAGCUGUGGGAAAGGGGUCUCCCACACAGGCUGCACAGCCACACACCAAUGUUAGCCAUGCACUGAUUAGCUGUGACGCCAGGAUAGACCAGUUAGUUAUGGUGAAGACAGUGAAGUUAGUGUUUGAUCUCAGUGCUAUUAAACUGCAUAUGGAGAUGUUUCAAAGAAAUUUGAUGUUUAUAUAUUUUCUAAAAACUUGACUGAGAAUGUAAAGAUCCCUAUUCAAAGUUUGUUGUAAAAUAUGAAUUAUGUUUGAAAUAAUUAUGUUUGGUAAAUUACUCAUCAGGCAAAAAUGAGCUGGCAUAGCAUUCGCCAUCACAGAGGUGACUGCAAUAUGAGACUUUACUGCUGAAAAUACAAAAAGAUCCUUGACAACCAGUUGCCACUAUCAAAAUCUAACUGGAGUAAAUAUGACAUGACAGAUUGGAUCGGACUAGAAUUCCAGUCUUGUGAUUUGUGCAAACAUUCAUAAAGCGCCCUCUUAGAGUGUGGUCAGUCAAAUGAAAUAAUAGGUAGCUUGCUCUAAUUAAAAACACAGUAGUGCCCUUGACCAGUUGUAGGUGCAGGAACACGGUGCUUCACUGUACAGCUCCUCCCCUCUCCACUAAAGGUACACUCCUAAAUCUCUGUUCUCAUUUUUUUGUGGUUGGUUACUUGUAUGUGAUCAUACAAAUUGUAAGA